AAAACAAGUUGUUGGAGGAGCUAUGGGAAAAGAAACACAUAGAUAUAUUAUUGUGAAUUGAUCUGGUCAAUCUAGAAAGCAAUUUGGAUCUAUGCCACAAAAGUCAUUAAAUUGUGUAUGCCCUUGACUCCAGUGAUAACAUUACUAGGCCUAUUCCUCCAAAGAGACCAAAGAAAGAUAAAAAGGACCCAUGUAUAAAAAAUAGUUUGUAGUAGUUCUUUUGGUUGAGGCAUCACUUGGAAAUGAAAGGAAUGGGAAGAUCUUCAUGACAAGAUGAACUGAGAAAAAUCAGGAGAAAAAUUUAUACAUUAACAAAGUUGUAAAGAAAACCUUGAAAGAUGUGAGAAUGUGGAUCAUUGAGAUGACUAACUGACUCGAAAAUACUCACCUCCUAAAAUAGGUAAUGAAUUCAAGAUGCAGAAUGAGACACAUUUAGCCAUGGCCAGUGUGAAAAUUUGUUUUGUAUAACUGUAUAUUUGUUACAAGGGUUUUGUUUACCUAUUUUUUCAAUUGGAGGAAGAAGAGGAGGGAAAAAGAGAAAAUAAAUGCUUUUUCAUUGGACAGAGAAGUUUAAAAAAAAACCAAAAAGAUAAGCUAGAGAUAGAAUUUGAAAUGUUAUAAAUGCCAGGCUGACUACUUUGUAUUUUAUCCUAGAGCCAAAAUUGAAACAAUUAAGAUUCUUAACCUGAAGAAUGAUAAAGUUAGAUCUGUGCCCUAAGAGGAUUUUUUUUUGAUAGUUGGGUGGAAGACAGCAGAGCCUGGGAAUAGGAAGACCAAUUAGGAGAGGUUAUAAGAAAUGAAUUAGGGCCUGAAGUAGCAAUAGCCAUAUGAAUCGACAGGCAGAAAUGUCCUAAAGAUAGAAUUGACAUGAUUGACAACUGAUUGGAAAUAGUUGGUGAAAGAGAAGCUAGGGUCAGGGACUUAGAGACUUACAAAUUAGGGAUUUAGAUGACUGGGAGUAUAAGUGUGCCCUAAAUAAAGAGAGAAAUUUAGAGGAGAAGAAAGUUUAGUGGCUAGAAGAAGAAGAGGAGACAACAUUUAGGUUCAGAGUUGAGUUUUGAGAUUCCAUUGUGAAUCGAGACAUUUUAUAAAGUUAAUAACUGAAAGUUAUGGGAAUAUAUGAGAACAAAGUGAGAUCACUUUGUCAAAAGCAGGCACGUCUAGGGUUACAGAUAGGAAAGACCACAGGAUUCAGAGCUAGAAACCACUCUUGAAAUAAUUUGAAGGGUCUAAAGUGCCUGAAUACUGUAAAGAAAAAUGAGCCCUUUGUCCCUAUACUUUGCUUUAAAUGUUGUAUUGAAGGAUUUCUAAAUUUGGUAGAAAUGUAUUCCUGAGUCACUAAUCACAGCUACAACUUAAUCCAGUCAUACUGAGCCCCCGGGGUCCUAAACUAUGGGCAAAGCAUACAUUUUGCAUAGACCUUUGUUGAUAAUUCAGGACCAUUAACAGAUGAGCUGCCCCGGAGGGCAGAAAUGGUCCUUUUGUAGACACUUAUUCAUUUGCUUGUUUAUAAUAGUAAAGGUCUUUGUUGUUCCUUUUGUCCAGUGAGAAGGAAGAGAGGGAAGGAGGGAGGAGAGUAUGUGAGGCACUCAGUAAAGGAGCUGCUGUGAACAUUUGGCUGAGUGCAGGGAACUAAGACAUGUACCUAAUGGGGCUAUUGCUGCUGCUGUUGCUGUUGCCAUCCCUAUCUCUCCAACACCAGGACCUCUCAGAGAACAAGGUGGCCAUGGGGAGGAUGAUCCUUCCUGCCCUGGAGAAAGCUACCUCAUUCAUGCAGAAGAGAUUCAGGGAGCUUAACCUGGAUGGAGUCUUGGGAUUCUGGGUACUAGAAGUGCAACUAAAAGGUGUCUUGGAGAAAUGGGGUCAGGAGCCGGCCCUAAAGCCCCUGAGCCUGAGGGUAGAGAAGAUAGUGAAGAAGCUGUUACCACUCAUCACCAGAGCCACAAUUUACCUCAAGCUCAGUGACUCUAAGUACUUAAAAGAAUUUCAAGAAACUCUACAGCCAGGAUUUUGGAAUCUUCCCCAUUCAUGGAGCCACACAAACACUUCUCUGAUCUACUCCCAGUUUGAUAACUCAGAUUCUUUUUCAGAAGAAUUAAGUGAUUCAUGUAUGACCCUCUUACUGGGAACCAACCUGGGACUGCUUGCUCCUCAGGAGGGCUCACAGCCCUGCACUGUCACUGAUCUAUGCAAGGAACUCAUGACUAAGCCUGGCUGCAUGGGGUAUGCACUGUCACACCAACUCCUCUAUUUCAUGUUUGCUGAAAUGAAAGGAUGCUCAGAUGGCCUGUUCCUCCAAACCAAAUACUAUAUGGAUAUUUUGUGUGCUAACAUGAUGGCAUUGAACUUGAAAACUGAAGAAGUUGAAUUCCCAUUUCUCAGUCGAGAUAUCUUCAUGGAAAAUAUCAUGUUCUGUGGACUUUCUGGAUACUCAGAUUUCUAUAAGACUAGAUGGCUACAGUCUAUUCUUACCUGGCAACGACCUAAAGAGGGAUGCUUUGGAAAACCUUAUGGUGAUAAUAAACAAUUACCAAGAAUUGAAGACCAACAAUCAUUGAGAAGAGUUAAGAGGAGAGAGAAAGGAUUUGCAGAUGGAUGUUCUUCCCAUAAUACAGCUGUGGCAGUUGCAGCCUUAGGUGGCUUUCUUUAUCACUCUGCAGAACAUUCACCAACCAUCAUCAAGCCUCGUUAAUGCCUCACAACAAUCAAGCAAUAACUAAAAGGUUGAUUUUAUAUCUACUGAAAAUGAAAUACAGCCUUUUUGGUUGUAAUGAAUCCCCUUAGGUCCUGAGAUUGCAUAAAUUCACAAGGAAAGCAAUGGAAAAGUACAAGCAGACAUGCAAAUCAAAACUAAUGUAACAGAAAAUUGAGAUUAGCAGAGUUAGAAGAAUAAAAGUAACAGUAUUGAGUACAUAAAGCAAAACUGGUCACCCAGAUUGAAAUCUUAAUUUAACUAACAUUAGGUAGCUCCUAUGUGUGGACAACUUGCAAGGUGCUGAGGCAAAACAAUGAUGAAUAGAUCAUUGUGUCUCAUGGAGUUUUACAAAGUGCAUGUUCCUAUUUACUCCUAAUAUAACAUUCCUGGAAAGGUAAAUUCUAGUCAUCCAAUUCCAGGAAACUUUGAGGCUGGGUAUUCUCAGGCUCCACAAUUUUCAUUUAUUCUUAAUUUAGUUGGAAAGGCAGAUAUAACAAGUAUUUAUCUGACUUUCUAAGAAUGAAAUGGCAUACUGCUUAGCAAUUGAAGCAAUAUACUUUCAUAACAUGCCUAUUGGGUAAGACUAUAGAAAAUUUUCUUCUCACAGUCUCCUUGAUUCCCUAAUGGAAUCUAUAGAAAAUAAAUGCAUUAUGAUUAGAAAAUAUUUCAAUUUCAGUCUUUUUUCUCUAGCACCUAUUGUCUGGAUUCUAGCAGGAGCUAAGUAAAUGCUUGUUAAUUAUUGGUCCUACUUCUAAUUUGAAUUGAUUAUUCACAAUGUCCACAAAUAAGGGUCUUGUUGCUUCAGUUGAUUUACUGAGUCAUUAUUAUGUGUCCUUAAUAACACAGUUCUUCAGUCAUUUGACAGUGACCCAAAUCUGAUCUGUCAUCCACAGCUCAGUUCCUACUAAAAUCAUAAUAUUCUGUGUAGCCAUCCAUAUAGAAAUUGUUUCAUAAAAGCUCUGUCUACCCUAAUAAACUUAAACUUGUAUUGAA
This is a messenger RNA of Antechinus flavipes (yellow-footed antechinus), 3688 nucleotides long. Its product is annotated as UPF0764 protein C16orf89 homolog. Gene Ontology annotation, cellular component: cytosol; membrane. The record is from RefSeq and is a predicted model, not a curated record. The coding region runs from base 1640 to 2692 and encodes 350 amino acids. Lineage: Eukaryota; Metazoa; Chordata; Mammalia; Dasyuromorphia; Dasyuridae. The transcript is spliced from 8 exons.